GCAGCGAAGCGAAAUAUGUCAGUAGCUAGCAGCGAUCCGAUAAGUGAUAAUUUAGUGGUGUUUUCACGCAUGGCUCGGUGCAGCGUCUCCCGUGUUGUCUUGUUGCUCUUGUGUUGCAUGCAUCUGUCGGCUGCAGCUGCAGGAGCAGCAGUGUACAACGUCGAGAGUUACGACGCGAGACCUGACGGCCGGACGGACGCGUCCAGGGCAUUGGCGUCCGCCUGGUCCGCCGCAUGCCGGUCGCCGGAGCCGGCCACCGUGUACGUGCCAGACGGCGAGUUCUUUGUCAGCCACUCGGCCUUCGCUGGCCCGUGUUCCGGCGGCAGGAUGACGGUCCAGAUCGACGGCACGCUGGUCGCACCGUCCGGUUACACCGGCAGUGCCAGCUCUGGCGGGGAGUGGAUUGUGUUCGACCACGUCGACGGCCUCACCGUGUCCGGCGGCACCCUCGACGGCCGCGGUGAGUCGCUGUGGGCGUGCAAGGCGGCCGGCCACGGCGGCUGCCCGGACGGCGCAACAUCGAUGAAGGUGCUGAACUCGAGGGACGUGGUGAUAAGCGGGGUCAAGUCGGUGAACAGCGAGCUGUACCACGUCGUGAUCGACGGGUGCGAGGGCGUGGCGGUGCAGGACGCCCGGAUCGUGGCGCCCGGGAGCAGCCCCAACACGGACGGCAUCCACGUGCAGUCGUCGUCCGCGGUCACCAUCACCGGCGCCAGCAUCCAGACCGGCGACGACUGCAUCUCCGUCGGCCCCGGCACCUCCAACCUCCGCGUCGAGCACGUCAGCUGCGGCCCCGGCCACGGCAUAAGCAUCGGGAGCCUGGGGAAGGAGAGCGAGGAGGGCGGGGUGGAGAACGUGACGGUGAGCGGCGCGGCGUUCGUGGGCACGGAGAACGGGCUGCGGAUCAAGACGUGGGGGCGGGCGGCGCGCUCGGGGGCGUACGUGCGCGGCGUCGUCUUCGAGCACGCGCUCAUGCGCGACGUGAGCAACCCCAUCAUCAUCGACCAGAGCUACUGCCCCAACGACGGCGGCCAAGGCUGCCCCCAUCAGAGCUCCGACGUGCAGAUCAGCGGGGUGACGUACACCGACAUCCAGGGUUCGUCGGCGUCGCAGGUGGCGGUCAAGUUCGACUGCAGCGCGAGCAAACCCUGCAGCGGGCUCGGCCUGCAGGACAUCAAGCUCACGUUCGACGGCGGCAAGCCGGCGGAGGCGACCUGCCAACACGCCGACGGCACGGCCUCCGGUGUCCUCAUGCCUCCCAGUUGCCUGUAACGCUUUACCGCCAAAUUGGAGAAACAAUUCUUGUAAACCGAGUACUCACUAUUUACACAUGGACGAAGAUACAACGGAUAGUAUAGUGAAUUAGUGAUAUUAACAAGAUAUUUGAUUCGGUCCAACAAAAAACGGAUAGUAUAGUGAAUUAGUGAUAUUAACAAGAUAUUUGAUUCGGUCCAAUAAAAAGUACCUCGACGUACCGGUAGUCCGGUAACUCACAGUACUAGAUCCAACGAUCGGAAAUAAUUUGGUACCGUGAGGUCCUGUACCUCGAGGUACUUUUUGUUGGACCGGAGCAAAUCUCUAUUAAGAAACUUCAACGAUUCCAGCUCUAAUCAGUAAUCGACCAAUUGUAUUCCCGAAUCAAGAAGGUUCAGCAUUAUUAUUCAAUAAAUCAACUAGGGAAUGACAAUCAAAUUAUCGGGUCUGACGA
This is a messenger RNA of Oryza sativa Japonica Group (Japanese rice), 1708 nucleotides long. RefSeq names its product polygalacturonase. Lineage: Eukaryota; Viridiplantae; Streptophyta; Magnoliopsida; Poales; Poaceae. The record is from RefSeq and is a predicted model, not a curated record. Gene Ontology annotation, molecular function: polygalacturonase activity. Gene Ontology annotation, biological process: carbohydrate metabolic process.